This is a messenger RNA of Fraxinus pennsylvanica, 1038 nucleotides long. The record is from the annotation of a GenBank genome assembly. Lineage: Eukaryota; Viridiplantae; Streptophyta; Magnoliopsida; Lamiales; Oleaceae.
AUGUUUAGCAGCCAGAACACCGCUUUCGGGUUCAAUUUAAACGAAGAUAAAGAAGAAUUUGAAGGUGAGAGAGAGAACAAUUCAGAAGAAGAAAUUCCCAAAGAUGCAUUAUUUGAGAAGCCAUUGACUCCUAGUGAUGUGGGCAAGCUAAACCGUCUUGUUAUACCAAAACAACACGCUGAAAAAUACUUUCCGCUCAACAGCGGUGACUCGGGAGAUAAGGGUUUUCUAUUGGGAUUUGAGGAUGAACUUGGAAAAUCAUGGAGGUUCCGCUACUCUUACUGGAACAGUAGUCAAAGCUAUGUAUUAACAAAAGGCUGGAGCCGUUUUGUUAAGGAAAAAAAGCUUGAUGCUGGUGAUAUUGUCCUUUUCCAGCGCCACCGUUUGGAUUGUACCCGGCUUUUCAUAGGGUGGAAGCGAAAAAACGCUUCUCCACCACCGGCUACGGUUGCCCUUGGUGGUGGCGGUGGAGGUAGUGGUAGUGGGUGGACCCAAUUCUACUCUGGCCAUCCUUAUCUGACCCAGCAACAAGGGAUUACUCUCCCGUACCAACCUGACUGUCUUCAUGCAGGAUCAGCAAUGCAGAAUCAUACAACAAGCAGUGGGAACCCCAAGAAGCUAAGGUUAUUUGGGGUGAACAUGGAAUGCCAAGCAGAAGAACCCGAGCCCGAACCCAAGCCUGAGUUGUCAGCACUUGGUGGUUCACCCAUGUCGAGCCAGGGUCAAGUCCACUACCCUCAACCUCGUAACUACAGUUACAUGGGUCUGGGGGGAAAGGGUAGAAAAUUAGAAAUGAAGGUGAAACUUGAAAGAGACUUGCGUGGCAAUGGGUCCCACAAUAAACAUGAAACUAACGUGAUCAGGUCCAACAGGGAAGCAUAUGAACAUUGUACAAACAUGUUUCCAUUUGCUACUGUAGAGAUUCUGCAUCAAAAUUAUAUUGCAAUGGCAGGUGGAAAAAAAAGUUACUUUGCCAGUGGUAGUGUGGUACUUGGCAAACUCGACCUUCUCUACAAUGCGAUUCUUUUUAUUUUUUGA